Pochonia chlamydosporia 170 is the source of this 474-nucleotide messenger RNA. RefSeq lists its product as hypothetical. Lineage: Eukaryota; Fungi; Ascomycota; Sordariomycetes; Hypocreales; Clavicipitaceae. The coding region runs from base 1 to 474 and encodes 157 amino acids. The record is from RefSeq and is a predicted model, not a curated record. The transcript has a single exon.
AUGAGCAGAGGAAUAACAAAGACCGAUCUUCGAUACCCCCGCCUGCAACGACUCCGAACACCCAAUCGGUUACGGCAUCUGACGCGGGAUGCACAUGAAGACACGCCAUGCCUUUACCAUGAGUUUAUCUUUAUCCCGCAGACGCACUCUCCACACUCACUCCAAACUAGGGUCGUUGGCAAAGUUUUGAACAAUAACAAUGGUGUUCAUAGUGAUCUUCCCCUGAACUUGACUCCGGUUGCAGUGGCCAACGACGAGGAAACAAAGUUCUGUGGGAACUGUGCCUUUGAACCGACGGUUUCGUUCGAUCCCAGUCAAUUUCCAGAGAAAUUAGAGCCCUCCUCAAUGAUUAUUAAUUCGCCUCGGAUGCCACAAUCCAGAGACGGUUCAACAAAGCAACAGUUCAGAUGUCCAAAAUGCUAUAGAAGACGAAACUUCCGCACGAAACAAAGCCGAAUCGGCAGAACUGUUUGA